GUGUCGACCCAUUUUUACCACCCAGGGCAUUACCCUAAAGGAUAUAUUGGACCAGCUCGUUUCCAGUGGAGCAGAGAGGAGUGGCUUACCGGAGAAGAGCAUACAAACGGCGAAGGAGAACUGGUAAAACGCACAGUAUUCUCAAGUAUUCCUCUCGUUGUCGACUCAGUUCCUAAAACUGUGGAAGAAUGGCGUUUGAGCAAAAUGCGCGUUCACACGGAGCGCUGGAUUGGGAAAAAUGGAAUCCAGGUGCAAGAUUUGCGGGAUCAACUUGUUAGAUUCCGUCUUUAUGGUCCUUUAGCACUUGCCAUCGUUUCCGAUGCCCUAAGAUUGGUUGAUGAUGAAAAAGCCCAACAAUUCAGCGAGAAUCAUGCUGAAUGGCGUGAAUCAGUCUCACGAUUACCACCGGGGAAUGUUGUUGAUGGUUCAAUUUUUUCACUUCUGGUGGAAGAUCCUAGAAUAUCGCGACCAAGUGUGAAGGAGGUUCCCAAUCCUGAGCAUGAUACACUGCCAACAGAGACUCGAGUUCUUCCCCGUGCAACUUUUUGGGACAAAAACAUGCGACUGAAAGCAUUGGCUGACAGAAUGACGGACGCUGAACUGAACAAAUUGAAAGGAAAAUGUCUUGGUCAGAUUAAGGAAACGGAAGCUAAGAUACCUGUCCUUGUUGUGUUCCGAAAUGGAGGAUCUGGACGUGGAGACACGCUGUCUGGUAUGGAUUUCUGGGUAGCGUUACAAUUGCGCACCGCCCGUGCUUCUGGUUGGCGUGACGAGCUUGAGGCUCAUUUGGAAGCUUCUCGCUUUUGUUAUCCGACCGAUGUCAUGGACACUAAAGCGGGAAGUGAAGAUAUCAGACGUAUGCAGGUUGAACAUGAGCUAAAAUAUGAUAAACGACCGCAUAAUAGACGAGUUCAGUAUUGGAGAAAAAUGUCCGUGAAAUAUCCAUUUUCCUUCGAGUAUGAGGAACUUGUCAAUGAUUGGUUGAAAGCCAAGGGUAAAGAAGCAAUCGAACAUUCGUAUAUUCUACGAGAUCGGCGUCUGCUUCUGUUACUCUCAAAAUGGAUGGAGGGAAAAGCAAAGUUUUCAGGUUUGACUUCCAUCCUUAAUCAUCAAAAGUGGAACGUAAGUGAUUAAAG
Messenger RNA from Strongylus vulgaris, 1136 nucleotides. The record is from the annotation of a GenBank genome assembly. NCBI's taxonomy places the organism in Eukaryota, Metazoa, Nematoda, Chromadorea, Rhabditida, Strongylidae.